This is a messenger RNA of Hyaloscypha bicolor E, 1101 nucleotides long. RefSeq lists its product as uncharacterized. The record is from RefSeq and is a predicted model, not a curated record. Bases 1 to 1101 code for a protein of 366 amino acids. The transcript has 4 exons. NCBI's taxonomy places the organism in Eukaryota, Fungi, Ascomycota, Leotiomycetes, Helotiales, Hyaloscyphaceae.
AUGGCACGUUUAGAGUAUGGCCGAAAGUCUCACCGAGGUAGUAAAGAGACUUCCAUAACCAACAUAUUCGGUCGCCGUCCAGUCAGCUUUUUCCAAUACCGCGACUACUCUCUGAGCGGAGCCACUCAGCCAACGAAUCGAUUCGAGGCAACGAGGAGGGUGCUCGAGCUCGUAAAAACAUACACACACGCAGUCAUACACGCAGCAAACUUUGUCAAAAUCGCAAAAAUGUCCGAUACUCCGCGCGAUUUCGGCCAGCUCUCCUCAGCAAGUCUUGCUGCUCAAAGUGCCUGGGAAUAUGCUGAUCACGUCUGGCUGGAGACAUUAUUGAAGCAAAGGAAAGAGAUACUAGGACGUUCCGCCCAGAGAGUGAUCUACGAAAUGGACUACAUGAUCGAAGAUGGGGGUUACGAGAUAACACCGCAAGAUAUUGCUGAAUACACGUCGUGGAAAAAGAGCUAUGCCGUAGAGGAAGCUGGAUGGGAUGCACAGCUGUCGGCCUUAGAGCAAAGCCACACCCAGGUUGCAAAGGCGUACGCAAGCUAUCGCACGAAAAGGAAGAAGGGCCGCCUCGUUCCCACAUUCGUCAUCGACCCUACCGAGCCAGAGUGGCGUCUCCAGAUUCAGAGGCAGUUUUCUGUGGAAAGGGAAGCGAGAAUCAUAUGCAACAAUGGCGUCAAGCGAGCAGACUUUGAGCAGUGGAAAUCGACUAUCUAUGGACGGUAUUAUCUUAGGAGCGACCUUCCUCGCAAAGAGCCUGGUGUCGAUGUGGAAUCAGAGUGUCGUGCUAUCACCGAUUACCUGCAAAGAAACUGCGGAAAUAGUCCCGAAGAAUACCAGUGCGCGUAUCAGGACAAAGAGUGGUUAUCAGAGAAUACUGCUCGCUUGGCUCGUGUUCGGCGAAACGGCAGGCCUCUGGAUGAUCAGAAUUGGGAAAGGGAGCAGAGGGAAAUGGGCUACUGGCUUCCGGAAGUGGUCUUGAUGAGCAUCAAGUUCAAGAAGAAGGUCGAGAAGCCACGCAGACUUGUGUUCAGAAGGACGCUUUCAGAAGAAAGUGGAGGCGAGGAAAAGGAUAGUAGCGACGAUGACUGUACUGAAUAA